AUGGCGAAUCCCAAAAACCCAACCGCCGUCGCGGUGAACCACCACCCCUACGAACGAGACACCGACGCCUCUACCGAGAUCGAAGAAAGUCAAGAACGCGGAAAAUCAUGGAAGAGCUAUGUCUGGGAUACGUGGGAGCUUCCCAAGGAGCAGCGGUGGCUUCUUUUCAAAGUCGACGCCUUCGUCUUGACAUUUGCUUCAAUUGGCUACUUCCUCAAGAACAUUGAUCAGACAAACGUCAACAAUGCUUUCCUCAGUGGUAUGAAGGAGGAGCUUGGCAUGUAUGGCAAUGAGUUGGUUACAAGCACUUCCAUCUGGACUGUUGGGUAUGUCAUUGGACAGAUCCCUUCUAACCUACUCCUCACUCGAAUUUCCCCUCGCUGGGUCAUCCCUUCUCUUGAGGUCGGUUGGGGCAUUGCUACAAUUUGCACCUCUUCUGUCAAGUCUUACAAAGCUCUCUACGCUCUGCGGUUCCUCGUUGGUCUUUUCGAGUCUGGCUUCUAUCCCGGCAUCCAUUACAUGCUUGGUUCUUGGUACACCCCUCGUGAAAUUGGCAAGCGUGCCAUGAUUUUCUGGCUGGCUGGUAGUGUUGGAAAUAUGUUCAGUGGUUUUCUACAGGCUGCGGCUUACACAAACCUCAAUGGUGUUCACGGCCAUGCAGGAUGGCGCUGGCUCUUCAUCAUUGACGGAAUCAUCACCCUCCCUCUCGCUGUGAUGGGCUACGUAUUCUUCCCCAAUCUACCCCAAGAUGGAAUCAGGACUUGGUGGACUACAGAACGCGAGCAUGAGAUCUCCAUUGAACGAAUGAGAGCUAUCGGACGAGCUGGCAAGGAGAAAUGGUCAAUGGCCAAGUUCAAGUCUAUCUUGACCAGUUGGCACACUUACUUCCUUCCUAUGAUCUACGUUCUUUGGAAUAACGCCUACCCUCAACAAGCAAUGGGAUACUGGCUCAAGAGCUUCAACGCAGAUCCUCCUCCAGUCCCCGGCACCUCAUACUCGGUCUCCCAGAUCAAUAAUCUGCCUCUACCGUCGACUGCCAUUUUCAUCGUUAUGGCUUUGUUCUGGGGCUGGCUCUCUGAUGGGCCUUUGAAAGGUCUACGCUGGCCUUUUAUCUACGCCGGUGCCAUCAUUGCUAUGGCUUUCGACAUCGCCCUUCUCAAGAUGCCGCUCUAUGGCAACAAUAGAGACCGAACUAUAGUUUACUGGUUCGCCAAUAUUGGUAACGGCGCCGGUCCCCUGAUUCUAAGUUGGAUCAACGAAAUCUGCUCUGCGGAUACGGAAAAGCGAGCUCUGCUGGUCGGAGCCGCCAAUGACCUGGCCUAUGUCGUGCAAGCUGUGGCACCUAAUUUCGUUUGGAAAACGACCGAUUUCCCUCGUGCAGAAAAGGGUUAUACUUGGUCCAUCAUUCUCAAUGCCUUGUUGAUUGUUUGGACUCUCAUAGUGCAGUUACUCCUCUCAUUUGACAGGAAAAAAGAAGCAAAGGCUCGUGCACAUCUCUUGGACGAUUCGGAAGCCAACACACAUGACGGGGAGACGACGGAUGAUGCACCAUCUGCGAGUGGUCCGAGGAAGGACAUCGAUCUGCCGUGA
This is a messenger RNA of Fusarium sp. VM40, 1590 nucleotides long. The record is from the annotation of a GenBank genome assembly. NCBI's taxonomy places the organism in Eukaryota, Fungi, Ascomycota, Sordariomycetes, Hypocreales, Nectriaceae.